AUGGCUUAUAAUAGUGAUUUCCAGGAUCUCUUACCUUGUGAUUAAGAAGAUUUUGCUAUCAAAAUGCCUGUUAAGACUCAUUUGUAGAGAUUGGAUGUAAGUCAGUCUCCUAAAAGUAGCAAUUACUUUAAUUAUUAAUUGAUGAUUUGGAUGUGGCCAAAAAAGACAAAGAAUAAUUGCGAAAUAAUUUAAUUGAAUUAUCGUAGAAGACCACUGAUUCAUUUGAUGAGGCAAAUAAAUAUUUGAAUGAUGAAUAUAGAAGAUUAAUGUAGGAGUUUCAUGAAUAAAAUGCCUUAUAAUUAGAACAACAUCAAUUUCUUAAAUAAUAAGUCGAUUAGAUAAAUUAAGACAGAAUUAAAUUAUAAUAAAAUACUAUUGUACUUGAAAACAGAGUUUAAGAUGCAGAAAAAGAAUUGGGAUUUAUUUGA
Messenger RNA from Paramecium sonneborni, 428 nucleotides. The record is from the annotation of a GenBank genome assembly. Lineage: Eukaryota; Ciliophora; Oligohymenophorea; Peniculida; Parameciidae.